AUGUGGGAUGCUUCUGAAGCCAUGGCUCCACUGCCCAAAGUGGGGGCAGGAAACGUGCCGUGCAGCGCUCACGCUGACCUUCCCAGUUUUUCUUGGACGCUGGCCAAGUGUUUCACCAUAGUCACUUUGGGGUUUCUGGCAUCUCGAUACGGUUUUGUGAAAGGCAGGGAGGUGAAAGGGCUGGAUCUGUUCACGUCCCACGUCAGUUUGUCAGCGCUCAUCUUUCUCAACUUGAGCCAAAUACCGCUGGGCUCCGUCCAAUGGGACCUCGUCCUGGGAAUCCUGUUGGGCAAGGCCGUCAUCUUUGUCCUGGUGCUGGUUAUCAUGGUGGCCGCAGGACGACCGGGAAAUCUUGCCAACGCCGGACUCUAUGCCAUUUUCGUGACUCAAGUCAACGACUUCGGCUUGGCUUACCCCCUGGUGGACUCCGUGUACAGAAGCAGCCGGCGGCCAGACUACGCCUCGUACAUGUACCUGGUGGCCCCGUUGUCUUUGGGCCUGUUCAACCCGAUUGGAUUCUUCCUGGUCGAAGUGGAGAGGGUGCGUUCCAAAAUGGCGAGCGUCGUUCUGUCGGGCCAGAAAUCCCACCUUGUCAAGCAGCUGGCCAAGGCGGCUCUCGUCGUGUCCCUGAGGGUUUGUGCUCAUCCGCACGUCUGGACCUCGGUGCUGGCCAUCGGCGUCAGCUCCCUGAUGGGCAGAAGCAAGCUCCCGGAGCCGCUCGUCAACGCUCUCACGGUGUUGGCUGACGCCUUCGCUGCGCCCAUCUUGUUUCUCCUGGGAUAUUACAUCGCCAAGUCGUGUCGAGGUUCCACGCUGAAAGGAAACCUGGUCCAAGCGAUUGCCCUCGCAUCCGUCAAGUCGAUAUUGCUGCCGAUUUCCUUGAAGUUGUUCACGGAACUCAUGGUGCGCAGCAAAGGAGUGCGCAGCGACGAGGGCAGUUUUUCUUUCCUCUACGGUACCGUUCCCACGGCGCCCAUCGUCAUACUCUACGCGGCGCAGAGAGGACUACCCACCGAAAGCCUCGCUGCAGGUGUUGGCCUGUGCACGGUGCUGUCUAUCCCGCUGAUGUUCGUAGCAGCUAGUGUUAUCAGCUUGCCAAGUCACAACGGAGUGGAUACGAUCCUGCAGCUCAAGCCAGCAUUGGCGAUCGUCAGUGGUCUGAGCCUCGCAUCCUCGGCUUAUGUCGUCGGGCUCUUUUGCGUGACAGGGAGAAUCUACAAGUUUCUUACGAGUGUGUUCUUUUGUCUUCUAGUCAGUGAGGUGGUCAAGGCGAUCGGUCUCCUCUCGUGGCUCGUGACGAGCGCUUCCAGUUCGUGGCUCUAUCCUACCAUCUUCCUGCUGACCGUCGGCCAGUUUGCGUCGAGGGCGUGGACAGCCUGCCUGGCCGUCAGCAUUUUCUUGCUCAAGCAUUACAAGUCCGAAGAUAUCACGAAAUACACUCCUCUGAUGUUCGUCCUCGGAUACGGGAUUCCCGUACUUUUAACGGCGGUGGUCAUGAUCUCUGGAAGACUGCUGUGCCGAGCACCAGAUGCGGGAAACAUGGAGAUGCCGUUGUUCCUUAACGGAGACUGCGAGACCAUCACUGCGAUUUUGUUGCUGAGCUUUUGCGCAAGUGUGAUUGCCUUCGCGUCGUUGCAACAUGCGUGGGAAGGACUUACGAAGCGUCCUCGCGGAGGCGGGUGUUCUGCCGAUGCCACCGACUUUCUGGACAACGUUGGGAACGCCAAGGCUGGCUCAUCCCUUCAAAGAGUCGACGGCAUCGCAGCGCCCGUGCGGAACCAGACGACCCUUUCGGUUCGAGUUCGCUUUCAGCUGUCCCCGUCGGGCGUGGUCACGUGGCCCGGGGAAGGAAAACACGACGAAGAAUCGUCCACCGAGGACAUCUGUGGUCACACGAAUGCCACCCUUCUCUUGCUCGUCCUCUUUGUAUCCAUGCUAAUCGGCAUCCUGGUGUGUUACUGGAAGCUCUUCAUUGGAGCUCCACGAGGCGUCAUGAAGGCCGUCGAAUACUUAGACGCUCUCACCAGCUUUGGCCAGGGGAUCGCACUAUUCCUUGCCUGCGGACUGGACGAAAAGCUGCUUAGCGAAGCGAAAACCCGGAUCCUGAUGAUGGCCCACUUAAGAGGAACCAAGGCCAAGAAAGGAAACUCGCUCGGCGCAGUCGACGAUCCUGGCGGCCGAACCUGCGAGCAAUUUUUGAAGUAUCACCACGCUACGUUUGAGGCCUUCUUGGAAGAAUCCGAAACGAUUCCGGCGUCAAUGCGGGGGAUUCCUUUUCACGGCCACAAGAUGGUGGACUGGUUGACCGACGCCGGGCUCGUGAGAAGUCGACCGGAAGCCGUCAUGUACGGCCGGCACCUGCUCGGGGGUGGUGUCAUUGCGCACGAAGAGGACGAGCUGCACUUCUACGACGCCCCUUACACUUACUUCUUGCUCCCGAGGAGCGAGAAAUGACGCCGUGCACGCAACA
Molecule: messenger RNA, 2470 nt
Organism: Ixodes scapularis (black-legged tick)
Lineage: Eukaryota; Metazoa; Arthropoda; Arachnida; Ixodida; Ixodidae
Product: integral membrane protein GPR155
Exons: 15
Coding region: 1-2454 (817 amino acids)
Biological process (GO): transmembrane transport; intracellular signal transduction
Cellular component (GO): membrane
Source: RefSeq, a predicted model, not a curated record